CCGUGGGCUGUGUGUGUGGGGAGGGGUGUCAGCCCCGUGUCACGUGCCCGAGAGAUCCAGUGUCGGCCGGACCCUGAGGCCCCUGCACCGUGGGGCCCCCUGAGCAUACUCCACACGGGUACCUGCAGGGCGGCAGCGAGAACCAGGCAGAGUGAGCUAAGCCGGGGCAGUGGCGGGGGCAGCGGCUGGGGCUUCAGGCUGAUUGGCCCUGAAGAGACCCAGGGCCACCCGAGGUCGGUGCGCCUCUACCAAACUAAAAGGUGCCGCCAACCGAGCUACCUGCCAGGCUGCAAUGCCCACAGUGCGGAUCAGAGUGGCCCGGCGGGUCUGGGACUCGGGGGACUGCCUUGGCAAGGUGGGGAGAGGAGGCUCGCGGGCUCUGGAGGAAGCCUGGACCACCAAGCCCCAAGCUGGCCUCUGACAACCUACCUCCGCAGCUCCAAGCGAGGCAAGAUUUGUAGCGGUAAGAAGCCCAUUGAUGCCCAAGCCCUGAGAAAGAAGGUCAGCAGUGUGAUGUGUGACCCUGCAGCCCGUGCCAUCCUCAGCAGUCUGCUGCUCUACAUCACUGACCUCCAGGACAGGCCCCCAGGGCCUCCUCCCACCCAGGGGUCAGAGGGCAGGGAGAGCAGGGUCAGCCGCGCUCAGGAUACUCAGGACGCCCACCGGCGGCCCACAUGCUUUCAGCUGCUGCAGGCCAAGUUCAUGGGCACUGGCCGAGAGCCCCGCCUCAAGAAGACCCGGGAGGUGGGGAGGCUGAUCUUCAAGGACAAGCAGGGCCCCAGCAGGAGCUUGGUCACCGCCACCAUCAACAAGCUUCUGGACAAGGCCCGGGAGGGAGCCGGCCGCACGGCGCAGGACGGGGAGCCGCUGUGCAACGAGAAGUCCUGGCGUGGCCUCCCCACCGGGGGAAAGGGCACCGUGAAGAACAUUCUGAAGAUAUUCUUGGCGGCAGAGGAGAAAAACGUGUGUGAGAAGCAGGAAGCUGCCAGAGGGCCCCUGCCAAAGCCGGCCAGCAAGAGGGGCUCUGUCCUGUCCAGGCUGCGGGCGAAGUUUGAGCAAAGCGGCUGUCUCUGCUCCGAGGCCAGCGUGCUGCCGCUCCGCACGGAGGGGAGGAAGAAGGGCCUGCGCAGGAGGAAGACGCACCGACCGGAGGCCCGUGUGCUCUGCACAGCCACCAUGGCCAGCACCUGCAUCCGGACGCCACUAGCCCGCUUCCUGGCCUGCACCGCUGAGCCCGUGCUGGCCUUCAACAUUGCCACGGUCGUCUGCAGCCCCAGGAGCUGGCUGUCCCACUGCGCCAAAAUCGGCCACUCCGACCGGGGGCGCGUGUCCAGCGCAGGGGACGCAGCAUCCAGGGAGAAUAAAACAGCGGGAUGGGGGCAGCCUGGUGGGCACCCCGAACAGCCCCCAGCACCCAGUGCCACGGCUCCUGGGGACAGUCUGGAAGCCGGGUUCCUGGGUGUGGGGCCCAAGCCUGUUUCCAAGCCAGACCCCGCUUCUGCCUCCCACAGGGGUGAGGCCCUUUCUGGCUGUGAGCCCAGGGUGGCCCCACUCAAACUAGCCAGCCCUGGGCAUGCUGGGGCAGCAAGAGAGGACAGGACGGGGGACCCCCCCGCAGGGGACUCUGCACAGCACACCUGGGGGCCGGGGGGAGCCAGGGCGGGCCUGUGGCCUGGACCCCCGAGGGCGCAAGCAGGGGUGGCCCCCGAGGUGGCCCUGACAGUUUGCAGUUCUGAGGAUGAAACAGAAGUAGCGACCCCAGGCUCGGAGCGAGAUCCCCUGUUCGCCAUGCAGCAGACUUUCCCGGAACAGAAGGUAGCGGGACGUGUCCCGCCACUUGCGGUGCCCGCGGUUCAGGCCCUGCGGCGCGCACAGCCAGCCGCCGAGCCUCCCCAGAUAAUGGUCAGGCGGCCGCUCGUGCACGAAAUGCCGCCUCCCGCCGCGCUGCCAAAGGCACCAGGUGGUGGAGACAAGGGUUCUAGUCUUCCGAGCGGUGGGGAUGUGGGUACGGACAGGGGUGCGGAUGGGGGAGGAGGCGUAAAUGGGGGUAGGGGCAUGGGCGGCGGAGGGAGCGGGGACGGGGGCCGAGGCGGCGAGGCUACCAGGGCAGCCAGCGCGGGCCGCAGCGGGUCGGCGGGGCCACGGCGGGGCUCCCUGGAAACCCUGAGUGUCUCGCCUGCAAGGGGCGCCGCCAGCCUGGGUCGGGACCUGUCAGCGGCUGGUCCGCAGCAAAGUCCCACGCGGGGAAAGGAAAACACGCGCAGCGCUGGGGACCGAAACGCGCUCUGGCUCCGGCAUCCUGAGGGAGCGGCGGGGCAGGGCGCGCCUGAGCCCGCCUGCCAGAAGCAUCCGUCGCCAGCAGCAGGUGACGGGCGCGCCCGUGGCGAGGACGCCCCAUCGCAUCAUCCCACGGCCUCGGAGAAUCAGUGGGGAGGGGACGGCCACUGGGCCCCCGGCCGCGGCGGGACGAAGUCCGACAGCGCGGCCUCCGCGCACGAGAACGGCUUGCGCGAGCAAGAGCCCGGAGGGCCGCCACGGAGGGGCUCAGCCCGGUCCGGCCUGCGGGCCACAGGGCGCUCCAGCACCGGCCUGGGUGGGGACAGACCCACUUCCCUCAGUGAACGCCCCAAACCGAGUACCGAGGUCCCAGGAGCCGCGAAGAGUCACACCGCAGCAGCGCCCGGUAGCGCCCCAAGCCCGGUAAACGUCGUGGCUGGAGAGCGGAAGCCUGUGCGGGAGGCUGAGGGCCGACCCCCGUCACCGCACUGCAGCCCCGCAGCAGAGGCUCGUGCCCCGGCCGCCAGCCACCCGCUCGGUUCCGUGCCAGCCGUGUCCUGGAGGCACCACGGGCUCGGAGCAACAGGGAGCGGUGCCUGUGGAGGCUCGGGGGGGACCCCUGAGGCCCGGGCCGCGGCCCUGCCGGAGGCGGGGGUCCCUUUGUGCACGCGCGCUGCGGCGGAGAGCGAAGCUAGCACAGGGGCAGGGGGCAGAGGUGCCACAGCCAGACACGGGAGCCCAUUGGGGGGCGACCUGUCCGCAGUCCCAGGCUGGGCUCACCCCACGACCCAGGGCAGUGCUGGCGCCGGGCCUCCCCAGAACCAGCCGAACAAGGAAGACAAGCGCAUCCUGCCUGAAAAGCAGGUGCCUCCCAGUGUGGAGGCUUCUCGGGUGGCAGCAGAAGGGCAGCGGGCAGGCCGGGUGCCCCCAAAGUGCCCAGAUCUCCAGGUGCACCUGCCGCCUGCAUCCCUCCUAAGGUCUGGCGUCCCAGAGGGAGUGGAGGACAGGGGCACACAUCAACCUCUGGCAGGCCUGGGGGCACUGGAGGAGAGGGCCGCAGGGCCCAUGAGGCUCGGUGGUCCCCUGGAGAAAGGGGUAGCUCUCCGGGGUCGGGAGCCUGGGUCAUGUGCUGCUGAAGAGGGUCAGAAACGGCCCUGGGGGGUCCAGGUGGGCAGUGGUCCGGACACGGGGGCCACCAAGAUGGAGACUGGUCAACACCCCAAGAAGGGCCUAGAACGUGUGCAGGGGCAGCAGGCUUGGCGUGCAGAGAGCCCCCGUUUGGGAUACAGUGCCCAGGCUGGCGGGAUGGUGUCCCGCAGCUCGGCGAGCCCCCCCAACAGCUCCUCAGAAGCAGUGGCCACCACAGAUCCAAGCAGGAUGUCCCAGGGACCGGGCCCCAGGGGCGGCCAGGGAGGGCCUGGAGCACCACACCGGGUGGGAGAAAGGCCGUGGCCCUCUGGCCCCGAGCCAGCACAGGGCUCCGUGGUGCCCGCUCCCUGUGCCCCAGCCCAGGAGGGGCCCUCACACACUCCUGCGGCAGGGAGAGGUGCGGUGGAGCAUGAGCACCACAGAAGGCUGGCACGCUUCGCAAAGUAUAGAGCCCAGAGCUUCAGCGACCAGAGGUCCUUUGAUCUGUCCUUCAGACCCACAACCAUCAGGGCCAGCGACACGUUUGAGCUUCCGAAGUGA
Molecule: messenger RNA, 3966 nt
Organism: Neofelis nebulosa (Clouded leopard)
Lineage: Eukaryota; Metazoa; Chordata; Mammalia; Carnivora; Felidae
Product: collagen alpha-1(I) chain-like
Exons: 3
Cellular component (GO): nucleus; mitochondrion
Source: RefSeq, a predicted model, not a curated record